AUGGGGGUUUGUAGUUCAUCCAAAAAGUGUGAAAGCAAGAGCAGCUCCAAGAAUAAUUUUAAUCCAGCUUUGACCAACACUGCUGAAGUUCAACAAACCCUUAGAGAAACCAUUCUUACCAUAAACGAAUAGAGGAUAAAUUAAAACCAAACCGUCUAGAGAAAAUUGAAAAAAGCAGGCACUUUGAGUUAUUUUGAAUACAAACAAGAUCAAAUAUCCACGGACAAACAAUAAAGAAGUAACAGGAAGAUAGUUUAGAAGGUACCUCAACUUAGAAUCAAAGUCACUGACGCAAUUGCUUCAAAAGACUAUUCUGUGUAUAAGGGGAAGGUCAAGAUAGCCGAAAAAUCGACUCUUCGGGUUAUGUAACACAACAGUGAUGGAUAACUAGUAAUUAUGGAACAAUUACCCUAUGAUUAAGAGGGAAAGGAUUAUAUUGAAUGGCUCCAAAAAACCAAUUUGGACUUUUAUCAUAUUGGAAAGAUUCAUGAAAUCUUUAUAUUUGGAAAACAAUUUUAGAUAAUUAGUGAAUUUUGCACAGGAGGUCCUCUAUCCUUGUUAUUGCACAGCAAGCUAUCAGAGCAGGUAGUUAGUAACAUUAUGGAUUAAAUAUUUGAGAUCAUCAACUUCCUUCACUCGAAUAAGUUGGUUCACAAUAAGUUGACAAUAGAUAGUUUUUCUUUUUAUUACGAUUUGUAAAAUUAUUUGAUUAAGUUGACUGAUAUAAGGAGUUUACAUAAACCUUUACGAGAACCUUAACUUCAAAUCAUUUAAUAUGCCUCUCCUGAAGUUCUAUCUGUCUACUCCCAACAUCCUCACAAAUCAAGCGACAUCUGGUCCCUAGGAAUUAUUGCCUAUCAAUUAAUGACCAGAAAUUUCAUUUAUGAAAGGAAUCAAGAUUUGACUACUAUCCAAGAAGUCAAAUCGGCAAUUCUUAGGUGGACAGCUAAAUAAGACCUAAAGGAUGAAGUGUCUUAAUGUUUUGAAGAUCUAAUUUUUAAAAUGCUUCAUUCUGAUAAAAAUUAAAGAUUUAAAAUAGAAGAAUGCCAAAAACACGAGUUUAUUGUAAAGCAUUAGAAUAAAAACUUGAAUUGCUUUUUUAAACACUAAUUUACUGAGGAAUUCAAUAGUAAAUUGUAAAGAUGGCUCAUGAUUUAUCUUGUAAAUCACUAUGAACACUCUCAUCAUCAUGUAGCACAUAGGAUUUUUGAUUUUUUGGAUAAGGACAAGGAUGGAAAGUUGAAUGUAACAGAAUUGUAAGAAUUCGAACGAAAACUAAAGUAAGCAUAAGGAUAGGAUAUGAACAUCAAAGUAAUAUAGAAUUUGAUUGGAAAAGAAGUGGAAUUAGGAUUGGAGGAUUUCAUUCUGAUGUUUUCUAAUAAAUCUCUGUACAUUACCCAUCACAAUAUCCAUCAUAGUUUUAAGAAAUUAGCUAAUAAAAGCUCAGAAAUUACUGUAAAAUCUUUGUCAAAAAUACUCAAUAUUUCAGAAGAGGAAAUAACAGAGGAAUUCAAGAAUCAUCAACUCUAUUAUGAGUCUUAUAGCAUUCCUUUGGAAUUUGCAUAAUAUGAGACGAUUAUGAAUUAGAUUCUGGUAGUUUAAAAUGAGUUUUAAUGA
Messenger RNA from Paramecium tetraurelia, 1617 nucleotides. RefSeq lists its product as uncharacterized. Gene Ontology annotation, cellular component: cytoplasm; nucleus. Gene Ontology annotation, molecular function: ATP binding; calcium-dependent protein serine/threonine kinase activity; calcium ion binding. Lineage: Eukaryota; Ciliophora; Oligohymenophorea; Peniculida; Parameciidae. The transcript has 4 exons. The record is from RefSeq and is a predicted model, not a curated record. Gene Ontology annotation, biological process: peptidyl-serine phosphorylation; protein autophosphorylation; intracellular signal transduction.